AUGUCAAACUCGGCAAUCGCGAAGCCAUUGACGUUAGCAUGUGGCCUUACUUUGCCCAACCGCCUCACAAAAGCGGCGAUGGCCGAGAACAUGGCCGACAGCGAAGGCUUACCCUCCCCUGCUUUCCAUGCACCUUAUGCUGAAUGGGCCGAUGGUGGUUGGGGAUUGGUCUUGACCGGCAAUGUGGAAGUCGACCAGAGGUACCUUGGUUCGCCCAAAGACAUUGCAUAUAAUGAUUCUAUUCCGUAUGAGCGGCAGCUGGAUGCCUGGAAGGCCUGGGCGAAGGUCUGCAACAAGAAUGGAACCCCGACCAUUGUCCAGGUCAACCAUCCUGGCCGCCAAUCUCCCCUUGGCGCUGGCAAGCGUGGCUUUUUUGAAAAGGCAAUUGCACCCAGUGCGAUACCUUUGAACUUUGGGCAAGGUCUUGUCGCGCGUCUUAUCAGCUCUUUGGUCUUCGGUACUCCUCGGCAAAUGACUGUUGCUGAUAUCAAAGAUGUUGUUCGUCGCUUCGCCCAGACGGCUGAAUUGGCGUCGGACGCCGGUUUCGCCGGGAUGGAAAUUCAUGGCGCCCACGGCUACCUGCUAGCUCAAUUCAUGUCCGAAAAAAGCAACGAGCGAGCCGACGAAUACGGCGGAUCACCGGCCGCCCGUGUGAAGAUCGUUGUUGAAAUCAUCCGGGCGAUCCGUGAAGUGGUACCGAAGACCUUCUGUGUCGGAAUCAAAUUCAACUCGGUUGACCACCAGUCUCAAUCUGAGCUCGAUGCCUGCAUCGAACAGCUCAAGUUGAUUACUGAUGCUGGGGUUGACUUUUUGGAGGUCAGCGGUGGCACAUAUGAAGAUCCCCUGAUGGCUACUGGUGUGGCCGAUGAAAAGAAGUCAGACCGUACAAAGGCACGCGAAGCUUUCUUCCUUGAGUUCGCUCGGGCGAUCCGCCGUGACUUCCCAGAUGUCCCCUUAAUGGUGACUGGCGGCUUUCGUAGCCGUCAAGGGAUGGAGGCGGCCCUUGAAAACAGAGGCUGCGAUCUCAUCGGACUAGGCAGGCCUGCAGUGUUGAACCCGGCACUACCAAAGAAUACCAUUCUUGCAGCUACUGUCAAGGACGAGGACGCUAAGUUGUACGUGCGCAAGAUCGAGGCGCCCUGGUUCACCAAGAAGUUUGGACUCAAGGCAAUUGGCGAGGGCGCUGCGACGGCCUGGUACGGGGCUGAAAUACGUAAGCUGGGAAAGGCAGAGUAG
Colletotrichum paranaense is the source of this 1236-nucleotide messenger RNA. RefSeq names its product NADH:flavin oxidoreductase/NADH oxidase. Gene Ontology annotation, molecular function: oxidoreductase activity; FMN binding. The transcript has 4 exons. The record is from RefSeq and is a predicted model, not a curated record. NCBI's taxonomy places the organism in Eukaryota, Fungi, Ascomycota, Sordariomycetes, Glomerellales, Glomerellaceae. Bases 1 to 1236 code for a protein of 411 amino acids.